Pectinophora gossypiella (pink bollworm) is the source of this 709-nucleotide messenger RNA. RefSeq lists its product as uncharacterized. The record is from RefSeq and is a predicted model, not a curated record. Lineage: Eukaryota; Metazoa; Arthropoda; Insecta; Lepidoptera; Gelechiidae. The transcript is spliced from 2 exons. The coding region runs from base 153 to 653 and encodes 166 amino acids.
GAAAAAUAGAAGAUCAAGAUGUGAUCGACGUGUCAGUUAGGAAAAAAUCCAAUAAAAUUGUACCGUUCCAAUAAACCUCGCCGAUAUGGAUUUAAUAUAGCAACCAGUUAACUUUACCUUAAAAUAGCAUGGAUCCCCAAUAACAGUAUCAAAUGGCGCCCGGUAUCCACCCCCCAUGCACGCCGUCGGCGUCAUGCCAGUCCCCGCGAUGUCACCCUACGCCGCCGCCGUGCGAGUACCCGGAACAAUGUCUCGCGAACACCACCCGCAACAGAACGAAGCCCUGCCAGAGCGCGCUGUCCAUUAUGGCGACGCGCGCUCGGCGGGGCCCCUGCCACGGCUGCGGCAAGUUUAACGGAGAAAACACUGAUAACCCCAGAAAAGUUGAGGUUAUACAAGAAUACCUGGCCCGGAAGUCGUAUGAAGCAGACUUGAAACGCUACGACAAAUUAGAAGGAACUCAUGCCUUAUUAGAUUAUCAGAGAAAGAUUGGUAACCAGAGGGACCAAGUCGAGUGCUGCGCGGGGAAAGGGCAUAGAGGCCGAGUGGACAGACCCAGCAAAAAACGUAGGAGGAAGAAGAAGAAGAGGAACAUGCCAUACUUAAAACCGCCUUAUUUAAAAAGAAAGAAAUGCAAAUGCACUAUACUGUAGGGAGCCAUUUGUAACAACUUUUCCCGUCUCAUCACAUCACACCUUUCAGUAGAACU